AUGUCAUGUCAGACUAACUUAAUUAGUUUCUUUGAGAAAGUGAGCGAAAAUAAUGAUCAGUGUAAAGCAGUGGAUGUGGUCUAUUUAGAUUUUGCAAAAGCAUUUGACACAGUGCCACACAUCAGACAGAUCUUCAAAUUAAGAGAGCUUGGUUUAGGAAAUGAUAUAUGUACUUGGGUUCCACAAGGCUUGUGUACUGCAGUCUGUCGUCCAGGAACCAGACGGGCCCUGAGGAAAGGAUCCCACACCUGCUGCUAUGACUGUAUCCCAUGCUCAGAGGGGGAGAUAUCCAAUGUGUCUGACAGUGAAAACUGCCAGAAAUGUGCAGAUGAUGAGUGGUCUAAUGAAUAUAAAGAUGAGUGUAUUCCCAGAAUAUUAGUGUUUCUAUCAUACAAGACAGACAUGAUAGCUAUAGGUUUUUCUUCAAUAUCUGUCAUAUUUUUUAUCUUAUCUGUGUUUAUAAUUGGAAUAUUUGUUUCAUUCCGGGACACUCCUUUAGUAAAAGCCAAUAAUAGAAACCUCAGCUUCAUUCUUCUCAUCUCCCUCAAGCUGAGCCUACUCUGUGUGCAUCUGUUCAUCGGUCAUCCAGUGGACAUCACCUGCAUGUUACGCCAAAUAUCAUUUGGAAUACUAUUCACUGUUGCUCUAUCUUCUGUCUUGGCCAAGACUGUCAUGGUUUGCAUUGCUUUCAAAGCAACUAAGCCUGGAAGUUCCUGGAGAAAAUGGCUGGGUGCUAAAUUGCCGUAUUCUGUAGUGUUUAUCUGCUCAUGUGUUCAAGUUCUCACCAGUGCUAUUUGGUUGUCAGUGUCUCCUCCUAAUCAGCAGUAUGACAGGGACUCAUCUCCUGGGAUGAUCAUCAUUCAGUGUAAAGAAGGUUCUGUGCUGGCCUUUUGUUUCAUGUUGGGGUACAUGGGGUUCCUGGCAGCUUUGAGCUUUCUUCUAGCUUUCAUGGUGAGGACAUUACCUGACAUCUAUAAUGAGGCCAAAUUCAUCACCUUCAGCAUGCUGUUGUUCUGCACUGUGUGGAUCUGUGCCAUCCCAGCCUAUCUGAGCAGUAAGGGGAAACACGUGGUCAUUGUAGAGGUGUUUGCUAUAUUGGCUUCAGCUAUUGGAAUACUGAGCUGUAUAUUUUUUCCUAAGUGCUACAAUAUUCUCCUGAGACCUGAAAUAAACAUCAAAUCUCUGGAGAAUACUGGACUGUGUAAGGUGACUUUAACAUCCCUAUUGACAUCUUCACAGAAUCCUCUGCCUCUAAACUCCUUAACCUCCAAUAAUCUCUUGGUCUCUCCAAGUGGACCUCCUCACCCUCUCAUGUUCCUCUGGCAUCCAAUAUUCACCCUUGUAGAUCAACACCUCAACAAUGGAAUUCCAAACAUACCAGAUAUCUUCCAAACAACAGUGGAGAAAAUCAAGCUCAAAGGAGGACUUAUCCAUUUCAAAUUUAUGCUCCCAUCCUACAAUGCUGCCAUUUCCCUCUCUAAGCAGUUGAAUUUCAAGAACCGAAUCUCCACCCUGCGUCUCUUUGCCACAUUUGAAGACAGUGAAGCCUUAACAGUUAGCACGAUGAAGCUUUCACUGCACCAAUUGAAAGAUGAAGAGUCUGAGUUACUUGUCAUGUUGCAGACAUGUCAACAUUCUAUUGAUGACCGGGGGGUGCAAUGGUCAUCUAGAGACUAA
Messenger RNA from Pseudophryne corroboree (corroboree frog), 1677 nucleotides. RefSeq names its product vomeronasal type-2 receptor 26-like. NCBI's taxonomy places the organism in Eukaryota, Metazoa, Chordata, Amphibia, Anura, Myobatrachidae. The record is from RefSeq and is a predicted model, not a curated record. Gene Ontology annotation, molecular function: G protein-coupled receptor activity. The coding region runs from base 1 to 1677 and encodes 558 amino acids. Gene Ontology annotation, cellular component: plasma membrane. The transcript has 7 exons. Gene Ontology annotation, biological process: G protein-coupled receptor signaling pathway.